AUGACUGCUUGCAAUGCCUCACAGGGCCAUCCUUCUUUCUUCAUUCUCCAAGGCAUUCCUGGCAUGGAGGACAAACACAAAUGGAUAGCUAUCCCCUUCUCCUCCAUGUAUUUCAUUACUGUGCUUGGGAACUGCACCAUUCUCCUCACCAUUUCCACAGAGCGCUCCCUGCACAAACCCAUGUUUCUGCUCCUCUGCCUGUUGGCCCUCACAGACCUGGGCAUGUCUACAACCACCAUUCCCAAGGUGCUGUGCGUUUUCUGGUUUGGCCAGAGUGAGAUCAGCUAUGAAGGCUGCCUGGUUCAGCUGUUCUUCAUCCACUCCAUCUCGGCCAUGCAGUCAGCUGUCCUGAUGACCAUGGCCUUUGACCGCUACGUGGCCAUCUGCAAGCCCUUGCACUAUGCCACUAUCCUUUCCAAUAGCCGCAUUGGACUCAUUGGUCUAGUGAGUUUGGUGAGAGCUAUCCUCUUUAUUCUCCCCAUGCCCAUCCUCCUUCAGCAAAUGCCCUAUCAUGCCAAUCAUGUCAUCCCCACCACCUACUGUGAGCACAUGGCUGUGGUGAAGAUGGUUUGUGUAGAUACAACACUCAACAGGAUUUAUGGCCUGGUGGUGGCCUUGUUGGUUGCUGGGUUAGACCUCUCAGCUAUUGCUUCAUCUUACGUGCUCAUCAUCCAGGCUAUACUGCGUCUCUCUGCUAAGGAAGCCCACCACAAAGCAGUCAACACCUGCACCACACACAUCUGUGUCAUGCUUAUUUCUUAUACUCCCUCACUUUUCUCUUUUCUCACUCACCGCUUUGGCAGAGGCAUUCCACCCCAUGUCCAUACCAUUCUUGGCAACCUCUACUUCCUUGUACCUCCAAUGCUCAAUUCUAUAAUUUAUGGAGUGAAAACGAAGGAGUUCCAUGACAAAGUGACCAAAUAUGGUUGCUGGAGAAAAGAACCCGCAACCACUGCCCAUGGUCAGAAACUUGUCUGCUAAUCCAGCAUCUGUGAGUUUGAGGAAGGAAUGUUAAGUAGAUGCAGUUCCUGAGGAAAUCAACUAGUGAUAGAAAUGUGUUAUAUUGUCAGAUUUAGCUGCCAAGAUGUUUGUCGUUGGUCAGAGAGGCUAAGGCAUAGGAGACGUUUUGGCCUCAGUAACUCCAAAGCAAGGAAAUUAUCCCCACUGUGAAAUGAAAAUAAUGACAUUUGCUCUCUAUACCUGACACAGGCAUUGGACCAAUUACAUGUUAUAAUGUCUAUAAAAGCACUUUG
This is a messenger RNA of Cebus imitator (Panamanian white-faced capuchin), 1253 nucleotides long. RefSeq names its product putative olfactory receptor 52P1. The coding region runs from base 1 to 981 and encodes 326 amino acids. The record is from RefSeq and is a predicted model, not a curated record. The transcript has a single exon. Gene Ontology annotation, molecular function: olfactory receptor activity; G protein-coupled receptor activity. NCBI's taxonomy places the organism in Eukaryota, Metazoa, Chordata, Mammalia, Primates, Cebidae. Gene Ontology annotation, biological process: G protein-coupled receptor signaling pathway. Gene Ontology annotation, cellular component: membrane.